Messenger RNA from Engraulis encrasicolus (European anchovy), 3374 nucleotides. It is a transcript of the gene glb1, whose product is annotated as galactosidase, beta 1. Gene Ontology annotation, cellular component: vacuole. Bases 62 to 2038 code for a protein of 658 amino acids. The transcript is spliced from 16 exons. NCBI's taxonomy places the organism in Eukaryota, Metazoa, Chordata, Actinopteri, Clupeiformes, Engraulidae. The record is from RefSeq and is a predicted model, not a curated record. Gene Ontology annotation, molecular function: beta-galactosidase activity. Gene Ontology annotation, biological process: carbohydrate metabolic process.
UAUAAACAAUGUAACCAACUCUACCUGCUCGUUGUUACUUUUCAUCAUACCAUGAGUGAGAAUGUCCAGGAUGGGAUCUGGAAGGAGUCUUGUUUUAUUGAGCAUUGUUCUUUCUAUUUGUGAAGUAACCGUAGCUGCUGUGCCCCAGUCUUUCAGCAUUGACUACAAGCAUGACUGUUUUCGCAAGGAUGGGGAAGCUUUCCGCUACAUAUCAGGAAGCAUACAUUACAAUCGAAUUCCUAGAGUCUAUUGGAAAGACAGACUCCUCAAGAUGUACAUGGCAGGACUGAACGCUAUUCAAACGUAUAUACCCUGGAACUUUCAUGAGCAAACCCCUGGACAUUACGAUUUUAGCGGAGAUCGCGAUGUUGCACACUUCCUCCAGUUGGCCCAGGAUGUUGGGCUCUUGGUCGUCCUCCGCCCUGGUCCCUACAUCUGUGGUGAAUGGGAUAUGGGUGGUCUUCCAGCCUGGCUCCUGAAGAAGAGGAACAUUGUACUUAGGUCAUCGGAUCCAGACUAUAUUGCUGCUGUUGACAAGUGGAUGGGAAAACUACUUCCGAUAAUAAAACCUUUCCUGUAUCAGAAUGGCGGACCAAUCAUAACUGUACAAGUUGAAAAUGAGUAUGGGAGUUAUUUUGCCUGUGACUAUGAUUACCUUCGUCACCUCACGUCGGUCUUCCGUCACCACCUGGGGGAUGAGGUGGUGCUCUUCACUACCGACGGGGCAGGGGUGUCCUAUCUGAAAUGCGGCUCGCUGCAAGGCCUCUACGCCACUGUUGAUUUUGGACCAGGUGGAAAUGUGACUGCUGCUUUCUCUGCCCAGAGACAUGCUGAGCCACAUGGGCCUCUGGUGAACUCUGAGUUCUACACAGGCUGGCUGGAUCACUGGGGAGAGAAGCAUAGUACAGUUUCCACUACUUAUAUUGUCAAGUCUCUGAAUGAGAUGCUGAGCAUGGGGGCAAAUGUAAACAUGUACAUGUUUAUUGGAGGAACCAAUUUUGGUUAUUGGAAUGGAGCCAAUACAAAAUAUGCACCACAGCCUACAAGCUAUGACUACGAUGCACCCCUUACAGAAGCUGGAGACCUCACAGACAAGUACUUUGCCAUCCGAGAUGUUAUCAAAAUGCACAGGAAAAUACCAGAUGGUCCACCACCUCCUUCAACACCCAAGUACGCAUAUGGAUCUGUGAAAAUGAGUCUGCUUACCACAGUCUCCAAGGCACUCAAGACACUGUCUUUUGCUGGCCCUGUCAAAACCAAGUAUCCUCUCACAUUUAUUGAGCUAAAUCAGCUAUUUGGGUUUGUUCUAUACAGAACAACUGUGCCCAUGGAUUGCUCCAAACCUACCCCACUGUCAUCCCCACUGAACGGAGUGAAUGAUCGUGCCUAUGUAUCUGUGAAUGGGGUUCCCAAUGGCAUUCUUGAGAGAAAUAAAGUCCUAACGAUAAACAUCACUGGGACUCCUGGAGACCAAUUGGAUUUACUUGUUGAGAACAUGGGACGCAUAAACUAUGGGAAGGAAAUCAAUGACUUCAAGGGUCUUGUCACUAAUCUAACACUGGGCUCGCAAGAGCUUUACAACUGGGAAGUGUUCAGCCUGAGCAUCGAUGAGGCCAUCAGUGAGGGCCUCCUAUGGCAGGGAGGCUAUGGGGAGACGGCCUCUUCAACUCCACCGCGCUCCAACGGUCUAGCAUCUCCGGCCUUCUACACCGGCAGGUUCAUUAUCCCAGAUGGCAUCCCAGACCUGCCCCAGGACACCUACAUUCACUUUCCUGGCUGGAAGAAGGGUCAGGUGUGGAUCAAUGGCUUCAACCUGGGUCGUUAUUGGCCUGAUCGGGGACCUCAGGUGACGUUGUUUGUCCCAGCCAACAUCCUCAGCACGUCUUUGCCCAACAACGUCACAGUGCUGGAGUUGGAGAGUGAUCCGUGUACCCCUGGGCUCUGUACCGUGGAAUUCACUACUGUGCCAGUAUUAAAUGCUACUGUGAAGUCCCAUCCACAUUACGCACGGCAGUUGUUUCGUAAAGAUCUCCUGUGAAAGUAAUGCCUUUUCAAUCACCACAUCGCCAUUAUUUGUUGAUCAUCAUUAUUUUAAUCAUGGAUAAGCCUACCUCACUCCCCUGCCAUUGUCGUUUUGUUAAAGGGACACUGUGUGAGAUUUUUGUUGUUUAUUUUCAGAAUUCAUGCUGCCCAUUCACUAAUGUUACCUUUUUCAUGAAUACUUACCACCACCAUCAAAUUCUAAGUAUUCAUUAUGACUGGAAAAAUUGCACUUUUCAUACAUGAAAAGGGGGAUCUUCUCCAUGGUCCGCCAUUUUGAAUUUCCAGAAAUAGCCAUUUUUAGCUGCAAAAAUGACUGUACUUGGACCAUACUAGAAAAUAUUUGUUUAUUACUUAGUAAACUUUCAUGUUAAGAUCAAAUUUGGCAAUAGGCAACCCAGUUUCAAUGAGCAGCAUAGUUGCAGUACCUUUUUUUACCGUUUCCUGCACAGUGUCCCUUUAAAGCUACAGAAGCCAAGUAGACGUAAGUAGGACUUUUAUAUCCUGUAUGUAUGAGAAAUGGACCGAAAGGGAAUAAGCUUAACUUUUGAAUUUGAAAAAUCAAAAGAGCCAUACAAGGUCAGUGCCAUGACUGCAAAUAUGUGAACUGCUUAAAGGUAGUGUGUGUCAUUGUUUAGUCAUUUAUUUCCAGAGUGUAUGUUGCCCAUUCACAAACUUAAUCUUUUUCAGAAAUAUUAUUGUCACUGUCAAUAUGCAACUUCAUUAUGGUUUCAAAAUGUUCAAUUUUCAUCCAUGAAAAGGUUAAUCUUCUCCAUGUAUACUCGUUAUGUUGGAAUUACUACUCUGAUCAGACCAGACCAACAUUCAUGAAAAUAACAUAAAAUUUGUGACUAUAGGCAGCAUAUAUUUUGGAAAUAAAAUGGUAAACUACCCUAAAUACAUUACAUUCACAGAAGGGAACUGACGUGAGAAAGCGAUCCAGGCCUUGUUAGACAUGGGGUUAUCAGUUACUGCUUUUUGUAUGAGAAACAGAUUAUGCAUCUGCCAGAGAAAGCGCUGGUUCCAGGAAUAGGAUAUCAUUUUAGGUAUUUUGUAAGAAUUUCCAGGUAAAUUAAAUCUGAAUUGCCUUCUACUAUAAUUGAUGGACAAACUCAUCCCAUGUUUAAACAGUUGACUGAUUGGUGGCAUAUUUUGGUGCCUUAGAUGAACAGCUUUUAAGAAAAAUAAUCAGUGGGGAUCCUUUUUACUUUUGUUGAUCAUUGCACUGUCCAGAGACACUGGUAAAGUAUGUUCAUUUCCUUAAAAUGUUUUAAUGAUUAUUGUGAGGAUCUGGGUGUUUAUUUGCACAAGUAAUAAAGAAAUGCUUGAAUGUA